Messenger RNA from Plasmodium gallinaceum, 327 nucleotides. RefSeq names its product conserved Plasmodium protein, unknown function. The coding region runs from base 1 to 327 and encodes 108 amino acids. NCBI's taxonomy places the organism in Eukaryota, Apicomplexa, Aconoidasida, Haemosporida, Plasmodiidae. The transcript has a single exon. The record is from RefSeq and is a predicted model, not a curated record.
AUGUUUAUAUGUCGAAUUAAUUUAUCUAAAAAAAUUAAAGAAAAAAUACCUUAUGGUGUUAAGCAGAGUCAAAACUAUAAAGAUGCAAAAAAACAAGAAAGAAUAUCACUAGAAGGGGCAAGGAAAUUAAAAGAAAGUAGAGGAAUGAUAUUAGAAGGAAAGAAAAGUUUAUUUAUGUGUUUACGUCAAAAUACUGAUAUUAACUGGUAUAGAGCUGGUCAAAUUUUAAAGCAUUUAGAAAUUCAUCAAAGAGCAAAACCUGAAAUAACUCCUAAACUUAGAGAGAAAAUUACAAAUAUAGCAAAUUUCGUAAAAAAAGGAAGAUAA